AUUUUGCGAUAUGAACAUUAUUUACCAAGGCUCAACCGUCAACAAUAUUUACAUAUUUAGUAUUUUCUUGUUGCAUGUCAAUUUGAAAUCUGAUUACAUUUUAUCAUGAAGGAAAGUACCACAAAUAGUGCUAAUCGCCGAGGAAGAAACGUUGCCAGACGUGGUGUUCGAGAUUUCCGCGGAAGGGGUCGCGUUGAUAAUGCUGGCUACAGUGGAGCCUCGCAGGGAUCGACAGCCCGCGAGGCCAACCUCAAAGGAUCCCAAAGAAGUGGAAUUGCUCGUAAGAAGCUGGAUGGCUUAAACUGCAAACUGGUGAGAUGUUUCUUGAAAUCCGAGGAGGCAGAAGUCGAAGCGCAUCAGACAAAGAAGAAUGACGACAUGGAUCAGGGAGAAGCUGUAAAUCCGGAGAAUAAAGAUGAAGUUUCAGAAAAAGAUUCCCCCCAAAAGGAGAAUCAUAAACCUCCUGAAGAAGAUGGCGUUCAACAGAAGAAUCUGGAUAAUAUUUUGAUUGGAGACGGCGUUCCACAGGAGAAUAAGGACCUAAUUCCGGACGGAGAAGUCAUCAAACAACAGAAUCAGAAUAUAGUUCCAGGGGAAGAUGUCGUUCAGCUGGGCAAACAGAUUGAGGUUUUGGGUAAAGAAUAA
Drosophila rhopaloa is the source of this 645-nucleotide messenger RNA. RefSeq lists its product as uncharacterized. The coding region runs from base 106 to 645 and encodes 179 amino acids. Lineage: Eukaryota; Metazoa; Arthropoda; Insecta; Diptera; Drosophilidae. The record is from RefSeq and is a predicted model, not a curated record. The transcript is spliced from 4 exons.